Messenger RNA from Rhizoctonia solani, 282 nucleotides. RefSeq lists its product as uncharacterized. The coding region runs from base 1 to 282 and encodes 93 amino acids. The transcript is spliced from 3 exons. The record is from RefSeq and is a predicted model, not a curated record. NCBI's taxonomy places the organism in Eukaryota, Fungi, Basidiomycota, Agaricomycetes, Cantharellales, Ceratobasidiaceae.
AUGACCGUUCUCUGUAUUAUUGAAUGGAAAUAUCGGCAGAACGUGAUAUCACCUCCGCAUAGACCGCAGUCACUCUUCAGAGCCGAUUUGGACCCGUACAUGUUACAACUGCUGUUUGGAGAGAUCAUUAUGUCCGCAUCGGGUCUGAUCGACGCCAAGUGUGCUAUUGCCCAGAAGGCGUGGUGUGGCACUGUGUACCAGGUACAGAGUUCAAUGAACGUCAUCGGGGUGGGUAGUGUCGCGGCGUUUACGUCUGCCAUCACUAUCUGUAGAAAGAAGUAA